CUUCAUUCUCUUAGAAAUACAGAAAAACUUAGAAACCCUCAACCCGUUACCAGCCCCCGGCGAGCCGCCAUACCAAUAAACCUUAACCACCGUCGCAGAGACGCCGCUGUAGUCCUUGGACAUCUCCGAGUUGAAGCUGAUGCAGAUGGAAGGUGAGAAGCAGAAGCAGUUUGAUGUCGACCUCGGUAACCUUAUGGCUUUCGAUCCCCAUCACACCUUCCCUUCUCAACCACCUCCUUCCAGGGAGGACCUCAUCAACCAGUGUUUACUCCAAGGCACUCACUUAGUUCAAGCUAUAGCAGAUUCCCUCUUUAGUCUGCCAUCAACAGAAGAUGUAGACGGACCCCUUGUCAAGUUGCCUCCCCCACUCACUAAAUUGCCCAGAGAAAAACAUCUGCCAAAGCCAAAGCCUCCUACUAAAUGGGAAGUUUUUGCUAAAAAGAAGGGUAUACAGAAACGGAAGAAAGACAAGAUUGUAUAUGAUGAACAAUCUGGAACGUGGAAGCGCAGAUAUGGGUAUGAUCGUGCAAAUGAUGAAGAUGCUGUACCUAUUAUUGAGGCAAAAGCAACUGAUGAUCCAGAAGAGGAUCCUUUUGCCAAAAGAAAAGAAAAUAAGAAGAAAAGAAUUGAAAAACAGGAGAAAAAUCGAUUACAGAACUUGACAGAAGCAGCAAAAUUUGGGGCUUUACCAAGCCAUGUUCAGUUGGCAGCUACAGCUUUGCCAAUAACAGGAACUCAGGCAGCACCCAAGAAAGUUACAAAGAAUGAACUAGGUAAUGUUGCCGGAAUUGCAGCAACUGCAACAGCCAGUGGUGGGAAAUUUGACAAGAAAUUGCCAGGUGAAAAGCCUGCACAACAUAAAGGAAAAUAUCGGAAGUUCCUGCCGGUGGUGGAAGGAACUGGGAUGGGAUCACAGGAGAGGGAGCAAACUGAAAAAAUAUUGAACAAGAUCAUCUCCAAGAAUUCGCAUGACAUACUCAAUGUUGAAAAGGCUGUCACAGUGCACAAUGUAAAGAAAGAGAAAAAACGAAGGAGUGAGAAAGGGAAGUCUUCAGCAACUGACAGCAAAUUGAAACCUCAGAAAAAGUCUUUUAAAAAGGGAAAUUUCAAGAAAGGCAAAGGAAAAGGAAAAUAGUUUUGAAUUUAUAGGAGUUUGUAGAGUUCUUGGAAACUCAGUUACUGGUUUAAGUUUUGUAGACGAUUAUUCAUCUAUUGUCAU
Abrus precatorius (Indian licorice) is the source of this 1219-nucleotide messenger RNA. RefSeq names its product ribosome biogenesis regulatory protein homolog. Gene Ontology annotation, cellular component: nucleolus; preribosome, large subunit precursor; nucleus. Gene Ontology annotation, biological process: ribosomal large subunit biogenesis; ribosome biogenesis; ribosomal large subunit export from nucleus. Lineage: Eukaryota; Viridiplantae; Streptophyta; Magnoliopsida; Fabales; Fabaceae. Gene Ontology annotation, molecular function: protein binding. The coding region runs from base 140 to 1135 and encodes 331 amino acids. The record is from RefSeq and is a predicted model, not a curated record. The transcript has 9 exons.